Messenger RNA from Chrysemys picta bellii (western painted turtle), 392 nucleotides. NCBI's taxonomy places the organism in Eukaryota, Metazoa, Chordata, Testudines, Emydidae. The record is from RefSeq and is a predicted model, not a curated record.
CUCUUACAGUAUUACGAGAUGACUUCAGACAGAACCCUUCUGAUGUAAUGGUAGCUGUGGGUGAACCUGCCGUGAUGGAAUGCCAACCCCCAAGAGGCCACCCAGAACCCACUAUUUCAUGGAAAAAAGAUGGGUCCCCACUGGAUGACAAAGAUGAACGAAUUACAAUCAGAGGAGGAAAGCUCAUGAUUACCUACACGAGAAAGAAUGAUGCUGGCAAGUAUGUCUGUGUUGGAACAAAUAUGGUGGGAGAACGAGAGAGUGAAGUGGCGGAGCUCACCGUUUUAGGUAAGAGAGUGUGUGACACUUCAUUAGUGAAAAUGCCAGUAUUUAAUACAGCUUCAUUUUUGGUAUGGGGAGAAGGAGUUUUAAAGUAAGGUUGUCGUUUUUUA